Castor canadensis (American beaver) is the source of this 3532-nucleotide messenger RNA. RefSeq names its product LDL receptor related protein 8 (gene Lrp8). Gene Ontology annotation, molecular function: calcium ion binding; Wnt-protein binding; hormone binding. NCBI's taxonomy places the organism in Eukaryota, Metazoa, Chordata, Mammalia, Rodentia, Castoridae. Gene Ontology annotation, biological process: canonical Wnt signaling pathway; receptor-mediated endocytosis. The record is from RefSeq and is a predicted model, not a curated record. Gene Ontology annotation, cellular component: signaling receptor complex; plasma membrane; apical plasma membrane.
UGCAGCCGAGGAGCCCGGACGGGCGGCAGCGGCGGCGGCGGCGGCGGCGGGGGCAGCGGCAGCCCCGGCGCCGAGGCGAGGACUCGGCAGGCUGAGGCUCGGCGGCGGCAGCGGCGCAGGGGGCGCGGGGCGCGGCGGCCGGAGCCCCCGGCCCGCCAUGGGCCGCCCGGAACGGGGCGCGCUCCGGCCGCUGGCGAUGCUGCUGCUCCUGCUGCUGCUGCUUCAGCAUCUCACGGCGGCGGCGGAUCCGCUGCCCGGCGGCAACGAGCCGAUCCAGGAGUGCACAAAGGACCAGUUCCGGUGUCGGAACGACCGCUGCAUCCCCUUCGUGUGGAGGUGCGACGAGGACAACGACUGCUCGGACAACAGUGACGAGGACGACUGCCCCAAGAAGACCUGUGCAGACAGUGACUUCACCUGUGACAACGGCCACUGCAUCCACCAGCAGUGGAAGUGUGACGGCGAUGAGGAGUGUCCUGAUGGCUCUGAUGAGUCAGAGGCCACUUGCACCAGGCAAGUGUGUCCUGCAGAGAAGCUGAGCUGUGGACCCACCAGCCACAAUUGUGUGCCUGCCUCGUGGCGCUGUGACGGGGAAAAGGACUGCAAGGGUGGAGCAGACGAGGCUGGCUGUGCUACCUUGUGCGCCCCGCACGAGUUCCAGUGCAGCAACCGGUCCUGCCUGGCCGCCGUGUUCGUGUGCGACGGCGACGACGACUGUGGCGAUGGCAGCGAUGAGCGCGGGUGUGCGGACCCGGCCUGUGGGCAUCACGAGUUCCGCUGCGGGGGCGGCGGCGCCUGCAUCCCCGAGCGCUGGGUCUGCGACCGCCAGUUCGACUGCGAGGACCGCUCAGAUGAGGCGGCCGAGCUCUGUGGGCGAACGGGCCGAACGGGCCUAGGGACCACGUCGGCGCCCGCAGCCUGUGCCCCCACCACCCAGUUCGCCUGCCGCAGCGGCGAGUGCAUACACCUGGGCUGGCGCUGCGACGGCGACCGCGACUGCAAGGACAUGUCGGACGAGGCCGACUGCCCACUAGGGACUUGCCGUGGGGAUGAGUUCCAGUGUGGGGAUGGGACUUGUGUCCUUGCCAUCAAACGCUGUAACCGGGAACAAGACUGUCCAGACGGAAGUGAUGAAGCUGGCUGCCUGCAGGAGUCAACUUGUGAGGGUCCCCGCAGAUUUCAGUGUAAGAGUGGCGAGUGCGUGGACAGCGGGAAAGUGUGUGAUGCUCAGAGGGACUGCCAAGACUGGUCGGAUGAGCUUCUGAAAGAGUGUGAGGUGAAUGAAUGUCUGCAUAACAAUGGUGGCUGUUCUCACAUCUGCACUGACCUGAAGAUUGGCUUUGAGUGCACGUGCCCAGCAGGCUUCCAGCUCCUGGACCAGAAAACCUGUGGUGAUAUAGAUGAGUGCGAAGACCCAGAUGCCUGCAGCCAGAUCUGUGUGAAUUACAAAGGCUACUUUAAGUGUGAGUGCCAUCCUGGCUAUGAGAUGGACACAUUGACCAAGAACUGCAAGGCUGUAGUUGGUAAGAGCCCAUCCUUAAUCUUCACUAAUCGGCACGAGGUGCGGAGGAUAGACCUGGUGAAGCGGGACUACUCACGUCUCAUCCCCAUGCUCAAGAAUGUUGUGGCACUAGAUGUGGAAGUUGCCACCAAUCGCAUCUACUGGUGUGACCUCUCUUACCGCAAGAUCUAUAGCGCCUAUAUGGACAAGGCCAGUGACCCAGCAGAGCAGGAGGUCCUCAUUGACGAGCAGCUGCACUCUCCAGAGGGUCUGGCUGUGGACUGGGUCCACAAGCACAUCUACUGGACAGACUCGGGCAAUAAGACCAUCUCAGUGGCCACAGUGGAUGGUGGCCGUCGAUGCACUCUCUUCAGCCGUGACCUCAGUGAACCCCGGGCCAUCGCUGUGGACCCCCUGCGAGGGUUCAUGUAUUGGUCUGACUGGGGCUACCAGGCAAAGAUCGAGAAGUCUGGGCUCAAUGGUGUGGACCGGCAAACACUGGUGUCAGACAAUAUUGAAUGGCCCAAUGGAAUCACCCUGGAUUUGCUAAACCAGCGCUUAUACUGGGUGGACUCCAAGCUGCACCAGCUGUCCAGCAUUGACUUCAGCGGAGGCAACAGAAAGAUGCUGAUUUUCUCCACUGACUUCCUGAGCCAUCCCUUUGGGAUAGCUGUGUUUGAGGACAAGGUAUUCUGGACAGAUCUGGAGAAUGAGGCCAUUUUCAGUGCAAAUCGGCUCAAUGGCCUGGAAAUCUCCAUCCUGGCUGAGAACCUCAAUAACCCACAUGAUAUUGUUAUCUUCCAUGAGCUGAAACAGCCAAGAGCUGCAGAUGCCUGCGAGCUGAGUGCCCAGCCCAAUGGAGGCUGUGAGUACCUAUGCCUUCCUGCUCCUCAGAUCUCCAGCCAUUCUCCCAAGUACACAUGUGCCUGUCCUGACACAAUGUGGCUGGGCCCAGACAUGAAGAGGUGCUACCGAACACCUCAAUCUACCUCAACUACGACGUUAGCCUCUGCUACAACAAGGACAGUACCUGCUACAAGAGCCCCUAGGACCACCGUCCACAGCCCCGCCUACCAGAAUCAUAGCACAGAGAAACCAAGCCAGGCAACUGCGACCUCAAACUCAGUUAGUGUCCCCAGGGCUCCCAGCAUCAGUCUGUCUACCCCAAGCCCUGCAACCAGCAACCACUCUCAGCACUAUGGGAAUGAAAGUGGAAAGAUGGGUUCAACAGUCACUGCUGCUGUCAUUGGGAUCCUCGUGCCCAUAGGGGUAAUAGCACUGCUGUGCAUGAGCGGCUACCUGAUUUGGAGAAACUGGAAGCGGAAGAACACCAAGAGCAUGAAUUUUGACAACCCAGUAUACAGGAAAACAACAGAAGAAGAAGAUGAAGAUGAGCUCCAUAUAGGGAGGACUGCUCAGAUUGGCCAUGUCUAUCCUGCAGCAAUCAGCAGCUUUGAUCGCCCACUGUGGGCAGAGCCUUGUCUUGGGGAGACCAGAGAACUGGAAGACUCAGCCCCUGCCCUCAAGGAGCUUUUUGUCUUGCCGGGGGAACCAAGGUCACAGCUGCACCAGCUCCCGAAGAACCCUCUUUCCGAGCUGCCUGUCGUCAAGUGCAAGCGAGUGGCACUAAGUCUGGAAGAUGAUGGACUGCCCUGAGGAUGGGACCACCUCCUUCGUGCCUCAUGGAGUUCAGUCCCAUGUACUACUCUCUCUGGAUGGUGUAUGACUGGAUGAAUGGGUUUCUAUGUAUUGGUCUGUGUGAGAGUAUGCACGUGUGUGUGUGUGUGUGUGUGGUGUGUGUGUAACUUUUUUUUAAUUUAUGUUGCGGAAAGGUAACCACAAAGUUAUGAUGAACUGCAAACAUCCAAAGGAUGUGAGAGUUUUUAUAUGUAUAAUGUUUUAUACACUUUUUAACUGGUUGCACUACCCAUGAGGAAUUCAUGGAAUAGCUACUGCUGAGUGACUAACAUGAUGUACAUAACCAAAUGGGGGCCAAUGGUACAGUACCUUACUCAUCAUUUAAAUACUAUA